GCGAGCGGGGCUGCUUCCUCCUCCUCCUCCUCCUCCUCUUCGUCCGACCGUAGCAGCCAUCGCGGCAUCCUCGGCAGCAUCCUCGGCGGCGGCGGCGGUUCCAUGGGAGGGAGGCUGCCGGGCAUGAAGCGCUGCCGCUGAGCCGGGGCCGAGGGGGCGAUGCUGCUGGCGCCGGGGCUGCUGUGGCUGGCGCUGGGCCUCCCCUGCUGCCUCCCGGCGGCCCUGGCUCCCCCGGCGCCGGCGGCUUGCUCUCGGGAGGCAGGGGCUCCGCCGCGGUGGCUGUGCCGCUCUCCCUGGCGGGGCCUCUGGGCGCACCUGCUGGGGCCGGGAAGGAGGAGCAGCAGCCCGGGGCUCCUGCUCAGCCGCCUCCUCCUCCUCCUGCCGCCCGGGGACGGGGCUGAGGCCGGUGGACGGUUCCGGAGGGGGCGCCCCCGGGGCUGGUGCCUGGAGCCCCUGGCCCGCCUGCCCCUGCCUUCCUGGGGGGAAGCAGGCUGCCCUCUGCGCUGCCGAGUGCCGGGGGCGCUGGGCAGGGGCCCCUGGGGCCCUGGGGAGGUGGCGCUGCCCCCGGGGCCCCUCUGCCUGAGGGCCGGGCACCCCCUUCGCCUGCGGCUGCUGUGCCAGGGUUGCCAGGGGCAGGAGAGCCUCCUCCGCUGGAGCCUGGGCCUGGCCUCUUCGGCAGAGGAGCUGGAGCGCCAGUGGAGGACGGAGAGCGGCCACGGGCCCCAGGGCCAGGAGGAGGAAGGGCAGCUGAGGAGGAGGAAGAGGAAGCGGAGGAGGAGGAAGCGGAGGAGGAAGAGGAACGUCAACGCCAGCCCUCAGUUCCAGAUGCCCACCUACCAGGCCUCGGUGCCCGAGAACCGUCCGGCGGGGACCCCGGUGGUCCUGCUGAGGGCCGUGGACCCGGACGAGGGGGAGUGGGGCCGCUUGGACUACGCCAUGGACGCCCUCUUCGACAGCCGCUCCAAUGCCUUCUUCGCCAUCGACCCCCGGACCGGGGCCGUGUCGACGGCGGAGGAGCUGGACCGGGAGACCAAGAGCACCCACGUCUUCCGGGUGACGGCCACGGACCACGGCUCCCCGCGGCGCACGGCCAUGGCCACCCUCUCCGUCACGGUGAGCGACGCCAACGACCAUGACCCGGUCUUCGAGCAGCAGGAGUACAAGGAGAGCAUGCGGGAGAACCUGGAGGUCGGCUACGAGGUGCUGACGGUGCGGGCCACAGACGGGGACGCCAGCCCCAACGCCAACAUCCUCUACCACAUCCUGAAUGGCAACGGGGCCAACAAGAUCUUCGAGAUCGACCCAAAGUCCGGCGUCAUCCGCACCAAUGGCCUGGUGGACCGGGAAGCCGUGGAGUCCUACCAGCUGAUAGUGGAAGCCAAUGACCAAGGCAAAGACCCCGGCCCACGCAGCACCACGGCCACCAUCCACAUCGCCGUGGAGGACGACAACGACAACUCGCCCCAGUUCAGCGAGAAACGCUACGUGGUGCAGGUCCCUGAGAAUGUGGCUUCCAACACCCACAUCCUAAGGGUCAACGCGACAGACCGGGACAAAGGCAGCAAUGCCCUGGUGCAUUACAGCAUCAUGAGCGGCAACACCCGGGGGCAGUUCUACAUUGAUGCCCAGACGGGCAACAUUGAUGUGGUCAGCCAGCUUGACUAUGAGAUGAAUAAGGAGUACACCCUGCGCAUUCGGGCCCAGGAUGGAGGAAGGCCCCCUCUUUCUAACAUCAGUGGGCUGGUGACCAUCCAGGUCCUGGAUGUAAACGACAACGCCCCCAUCUUUGUCAGCACCCCAUUCCAGUCCACGGUGCUGGAGAACGUGCCGGUGGGCUACUCUGUCAUCCACAUCCAAGCCAUCGAUGCAGAUUCUGGGGAGAAUGCUCGGCUGGAGUAUGCCCUGGUUGACAUUAGCCCCGAUUUCCCAUUUUCUGUCAAUAACAACACUGGCUGGAUUGUGGUGGCUUUUGAGUUGGACCGAGAGACUGUGGACUUCUACAAUUUUGGAGUAGAGGCCCGAGACCAUGGAAGCCCCCCCAUGACCUCUUCAGCCAGUGUCAGCAUUACCAUUCUGGAUGUCAACGACAACAAUCCUGAGUUCACUCAAAAGGAAUACACCAUGCGCCUCAACGAAGAUGCUGCUGUGGGCACCAGCGUCCUUACGGUUUCCGCUAUCGAUCGGGACGUCAACAGUGUCAUCACCUACCAGAUCACCAAUGGGAAUACCCGCAAUCGCUUUUCAAUAACCAGCCAGAGCGGUGGUGGUCUUAUUACCCUGGCCCUACCCUUGGAUUACAAAUUAGAGCGCCAGUAUCUCCUUACGAUUACAGCUUCAGAUGGCACUCGGCUUGACACAGCCCAGGUGUUUGUUAAUGUGACCGAUGCCAACACACAUCGGCCGGUGUUCCAGAGCUCCCAUUACACUGUUAAUAUCAAUGAGGACAGGCCAGUGGGUACCACAGUAGUGAUCAUCAGUGCUACCGAUGAGGAUACGGGGGAGAAUGCCCGUAUCACUUACUUCAUGGAGGACAGUAUUCCUCAGUUUAAGAUUGAUAUGGACACUGGUGCUGUUACCACCCAGAUGGAACUGGACUAUGAGGAUCAGGUGUCUUACACAUUGGCAAUUACUGCCCGGGACAACGGUAUCCCACAGAAAUCAGACACCACCUACUUGGAAAUACUAGUCAAUGAUGUAAAUGACAAUGCACCUCAGUUCUUAAGAGAUAACUACCAAGGCUCUGUAUAUGAGGAUGUCCCAGCCUUCACUAGUGUCCUGCAGGUUUCUGCCACAGAUAGAGACUCUGGGCUGAAUGGAAGGGUGUUCUACACCUUUCAGGGUGGGGAUGAUGGUGAUGGAGACUUCAUAAUUGAAUCCACCUCAGGCAUUGUUAGGACUUUGCGUAGGCUGGACAGGGAGAAUGUCCCAUUGUAUGAACUUAGGGCAUAUGCAGUUGAUAAGGGUGUGCCAGCCAUGAGGACACCUAUUGAUGUCCAUAUCACUGUUCUUGAUGUCAAUGAUAACCCCCCAGUCUUUGAACGGGAUGAGUUUGAUAUCUUUGUUGAGGAGAAUAGCCCCAUUGGUUUAGUGGUGGCCCGGAUCACUGCCAGCGACCCAGAUGAAGGCACCAAUGCUCAGAUCAUGUACCAGAUAGUGGAAGGUAACAUCCCUGAGGUCUUCCAACUUGAUAUCUUCUCAGGAGAACUGACAGCAUUGAUGGAUUUGGAUUAUGAGGCAAAGUCUGAAUAUGUCAUUGUGGUUCAAGCAACUUCAGCUCCAUUGGUAAGCCGGGCUACAGUGCAUGUCCGUUUGCGGGAUAAGAAUGACAACAUUCCUAUCUUGAAGAACUUUGAGAUCAUCUUCAACAACUACAUCACCAAUAGGUCCAGUAGUUUCCCCACUGGUGUGAUUGGUAGGAUCCCGGCUUAUGACCCUGAUGUUUCUGAUACUCUUACCUAUAGUUUUGAGCAAGGCAACGACCUAAAGCUGGUGCUUCUGAACCACAGCACUGGAGAGCUACACCUGAGCAGGGCCUUGGAUAACAACAGGCCUUUGGAGGCAAUCAUGAGAGUUUCUGUGUCAGAUGGAAUCCAUAGUGUGGCUGCUCAAUGCACACUCCAGGUGACCGUCAUCACGGAUGAGAUGCUGACUAACAGUAUCACCCUGCGUCUGGAGAACAUGUCUCAGGAGCGUUUCCUUUCACCACUGCUGGCCCUCUUCCUUGAAGGGGUGGCAAUGGUUCUGUCUGCUCCCCGUGACCACGUUGUCCUUUUUAACAUCCAGAAUGACACGGAUGUGCAGGCUGCUCAGAUCCUCAACGUCAGCUUGUCAGUAUUGUUGCCAGAUGGGGUCCAUGGGGGACGCUAUAUUCCUUCAGAGGACCUGCAGGAGCGGCUGUACCUCAAUCGCACACUUUUGGCUGCCAUUUCAGAGCAAAGAGUUCUGCCCUUUGACGACAACAUUUGCUUGCGGGAGCCCUGUGAGAAUUACAUGCGCUGUGUUUCAGUGCUGAAGUUUGACAGCUCGGCGCCCUUCAUUGCCUCUGACACCAUUCUUUUCCGUCCUAUCCACCCUGUCAAUGGUCUGCGUUGCCGUUGCCCACUUGGCUUCACUGGAGACUACUGUGAAACUGAGAUUGACCUCUGUUAUUCUAACCCCUGUGGCAACAAUGGACACUGCCGAAGCCGUGAAGGAGGAUAUACCUGCGAGUGUCAAGAGGGCUACACUGGGGAGAACUGUGAAGUGAACUCUCGCUUGGGACGCUGCACACCAGGAGUCUGCAAGAAUGGCGGAACAUGUGUCAACCUUCUGGUGGGUGGAUUCAAGUGUGAUUGCUUGUCUGGAGAUUAUGAGAAGCCCUACUGUCAGAUGAGUACCCGCAGCUUCCCAGCCCACUCCUUCCUCACCUUUAAAGGGUUGCGCCAGCGCUUCCAUUUCACCAUUACCCUCACGUUUGCCACAAAAGAACGGGAGGGGCUUCUUCUCUACAAUGGGCGCUUCAAUGAGCGGCAUGAUUUUGUGGCACUGGAAAUUGUGCAGGAGCAAGUUCAGCUUACUUUCUCAGCAGGUGAGUCUACGAGUACAGUAUCCCCAUUCAUCCCAGGAGGUGUGAGCGAUGGUCAGUGGCAUACUGUCCACCUGCAUUAUUAUAACAAGCCUGUCAUGGGGAUGUCUGGAGUUCCACAGGGGCCUUCUGAUCAUAAAGUAGCUGUUGUGACAGUGGAUGACUGUGACACAUCAGUGGCCUUGAAGUUCGGUUCUCUCCUAGGAAACUAUUCUUGUUCAGCUCAAGGAAUGCAGUCGGGCACCAAGAAGUCAUUGGAUCUGACUGGUCCACUGUUAUUAGGUGGUGUUCCUGACCUCCCUGAGAACUUCCCGGUGAGAAACAGGCAUUUUGUAGGCUGUAUGCGGGACUUCCUGAUUGACAAUCGAGAGGUGGACAUGGCCGAUUUCAUUGCCAACAAUGGGACUGUGCCUGGCUGUUCAGCGAAGAAGAAUGUUUGUGACAGCAACACAUGCCAUAACGGUGGCACAUGCGUCAACCAAUGGAACACCUUCAGCUGUGAAUGUCCCCUGGGAUAUGGAGGCAAGGACUGCAAGCAAGAAAUGGCAAGUCCCCAACGUUUUCUGGGCAACAGCAUGGUAACCUGGAGUAACUUGGCAUUGGUCAUUACACUUCCAUGGCACAUUGGGCUUAUGUUCCGUACGAGGCAGAACAAUGGCAACCUCCUGCAUGCGGCAGUUGGUCAGCAUUCUGCCAUCACCCUUGGGUUAAGUGAAGGGCAUGUGGUGAUGACUCUGUACCGUGCCAACAGCCAAGUCUCAGCACUCCGGCUUCAUCAGGUGAAGGCAAAUGAUGGUGACUGGCACCACUUGCAGUUGGAACUGCACAGCAGCAAGGAACACCCAGAAGCUCACUGCCUAGCCAUAAUGGCUUUUGACUAUGGUCUCCAUCAGGUGGUGGUCAAUAUCAGCAGUGACUUGCAUGGCCUGAAAGUGCGGAACUUAAGCAUUGGUGCUGUUCUAGGAGAACAGGGUGAGCUACAGCAAGGCUUCCGGGGCUGUAUGCAGGGUGUAAGGAUGGGUGAGACGUCAGCCAGUGCUGUGGCUCUGAAUGUAAACCAGGCUGAGAAGGUGAAUGUGGAAGAUGGCUGCAGUAUCCCAGACCCUUGUGACUCCAAUCCGUGCCCUGUCAACAGUUACUGCAAUGAUGAUUGGGAUAGCUACUCCUGCAGUUGUGACCCAGGCUAUUAUGGAGACAAUUGUGCCAAUGUGUGCUCCCUUAACCCUUGUGAACAUCAAGCUGUGUGUGCCCGCAAGCCCAGCUCAUCUCAUGGUUACACCUGCGAGUGUCCUGACAACUAUUUUGGGCCCUAUUGCGAGAACAAACUUGCUCAGCCCUGCCCACGGGGAUGGUGGGGACACCCUAUUUGUGGACCCUGCAAUUGCGAUGUCAGUAAAGGUUUUGAUCCUGACUGCAACAAAACAAAUGGAGAAUGUCGCUGCAAGGAAAAUCACUAUCGACCGUUGGGCAGUGCCAUGUGUUUGCUCUGUGACUGUUAUCCCACAGGCUCAUUGUCUCGCACCUGUGAACCUGAGACUGGGCAGUGUUCCUGCAAGCCUGGUGUCAUUGGACGCCGCUGUGAUCGCUGCGACAACCCUUUUGCUGAAGUCACCAUCAAUGGCUGUGAAGUGAAUUAUGAUAGCUGUCCACGCGCCAUUGAAGCUAACAUUUGGUGGCCACGUACCCGCUUUGGUUUGCCUGCAGCUGCUUCUUGUCCAAGAGGAUCUGUUGGGACUGCUGUACGGCACUGUGAUGAACACAAGGGCUGGAUGUCACCCAACCUUUUCAACUGCACCUCUCUGACUUUUGCUCCUCUCAAGGGUUUUGCAGAGAAGCUGUUGCGGAAUGAAUCAAUUUUGGAUACAGAACAGUCUCAGCAAGUGGCUCUCCAGCUUCGCAAUGCUACACAGAACACAGCCAAAUUCUUUGGUAGUGACAUCAAGGUGGCUUAUCAUCUCUCAUCCCAGCUCCUCAAACAUGAGAGCACUCAAGAAGGUUUUGGCUUGGCAGCUACACAGGAUGUGCACUUCACUGAGAAUUUACUCAAAGUAGGCAGUGCCCUUCUAGACAACAGCAACAAGCGUCACUGGGAACUAAUUCAGCAGUCAGAGGGUGGCACGGCACAGCUGCUAAAGCACUUUGAGGACUAUGCCAGCACUUUGGCCCAGAACAUGCGCAAGACAUACUUGAAUCCCUUCACCAUCAUCACACCCAACAUUGUCAUUUCUGUAGUGAGACUGGAGAAGAUGAACUUUGCUGGUGCAAAACUGCCUCACUAUGAAGCAUUUAGGGGUGAGAAGCCUGCAGACCUGGAAACUACUGUCAUCCUGCCUGAAAGCGUUUUCAAGGCUCCAGAAGGCAAACAACCUUCUGUGCCCAAUGCAAGGCAUCUUCCUGGUACUAGUGAGGAAGAAGAACCUGCCCUGAUGACAAGACAGAAAAGGCACCCAGAUCUGAGUGAGGGGCAGGCCAUUGCCAGUGUGAUCAUCUACCGCACUCUGGCAGGUCUGCUUCCAGAACAGUAUGACACAGAUAAACGAAGCCUGAGAGUCCCCAAGCGUCCCAUCAUCAACACCCCAGUAGUGAGCAUCAACAUUCAUGACAACGAUGCAUUGAUGCAACGGGCCCUUGAGAAACCCAUUACGGUGCAGUUUCGGCUGCUAGAAACUGAAGAGCGUACUAAGCCUAUCUGUGUUUUCUGGAACCACUCCAUUCUGCUAAGUGGGACUGGUGGUUGGUCAGCUAAAGGCUGUGAAGUUAUCUUCAGGAAUGAGACCCAUGUUAGCUGCCAGUGUAACCACAUGACCAGUUUUGCUGUGCUGAUGGACAUUUCUCGCAGAGAGAAUGGUGAGAUCUUGCCCUUGAAGACCAUCACAUAUGCCUCCAUCGCUGUGACCUUGGGUAGCCUUCUACUCACUUUCCUCUUCCUGGCUGGACUAAGAGCUCUACGAUCUAACCAGCAAAGCAUUCGCAAGAAUCUAGUGGUUUCACUGUUUCUCUCUGAACUCAUCUUCCUGCUAGGCAUCAAUCAAGCUGACCUUCCAUUUGUCUGUACUGUGAUUGCCAUCUUGCUGCAUUUUCUGUAUAUGUGCACUUUUGCCUGGGCACUGCUAGAAGCACUGCACAUCUACCGUAUGCUGAGUGAGGUGCGCGACAUCAACUAUGGCCCCAUGCGCUUCUACUACAUGGUUGGCUGGGGCGUGCCAGCAUUCAUCACAGGACUAGCUGUAGGCCUGGACCCAGAAGGCUAUGGGAACCCAGACUUCUGUUGGCUGUCCAUCUAUGAUACACUGAUUUGGAGCUUCGCUGGACCCAUUGCUUUUGCUGUUGCAAUGAGUGUCUUCCUUUAUGUCCUUGCCACCAAGGCCACUUGUGCUGCCCAGCAACAGGGGUUUGAGAAGAAAGGGACAGUUUCUGGCCUCCGCUCAGGCUUUGUCUCCCUGCUGCUGAUCAGUAUCACCUGGUUGCUGGCCCUACUGUCCGUCAACAGUGAUGCCAUCCUCUUCCACUACCUCUUUGCUGGCUUCAACUGUCUCCAGGGUCCUUUAAUCUUCCUCCUCUGUGUCAUCCUAUGCAAAGAAGUUAGGAAAGCUCUCAAAUCCAGUUGUGGCAAGAAGCAUGGCACAGACCCCACACUCACUACCAAAUCUACCUUGACAGCAGCUUAUAACUGCAACAACACCUAUGUGGAUGGGCAGCUCUACCACACACCCUUUGGGGACUCCACUGGCUCUUUACACAGUACCAUCCGCUCUGGCAAGAGUCAACACAGCUACAUCCCUUUUGUGCUCAGGGAAGAGUCUGGUCUAAGCAACAGCCAGGUGCACCUUGGGCCUGCAGAUCCCAGCUCACUUUUCCUGGAAGCCAAGGAUCAAAACAAUGAACGUGACACUGACUCAGAUAGUGACCUCUCCCUGGAAGAUGACCAGAGUGGAUCCUAUGCCUCCACCCACUCCUCAGAUAGUGAAGAAGAUGAAGAAUUUGCCAGAGAACCCUGCUGGGAGAACUUACUGUGCCCAAACAAUGAAAAGCUGCCAGCACACAGCACUCCAAAGGUGGAAAACCUCUCUGGUCCUGGCAAACCUUAUUGGCCAGGUGACUUUAUGACCACUGCAAGCGAGAGUGAUGGGCAUGCUGGCUCGGAGAAGUUACGUGUGGAGCCAGUUGGCAAGAUCGAUCGGCUGGGACCACCAGAAGAGAUACCUAGGGAGAAUGGGGAAACACAGAUCAGGGAGGGCGUCUUGGGCUCACUGCCUCACCCUACUGCCCAGCCCCAGAAAAGCAUCCUGAAGAAGAAGUGCUUACCCCCAAUAAGUGAGAAGAACAGCAUCCAGCGCAUCCACAACAAGCUCUCCAGCUGCCGCUCAGGGAUGGUAUCAUCCCACGGCUCUUCAGGCAGUGAUGGCAGCCGUGGGGGUGGGGCACCCCGGCCCCGCCAGACGCUACAGGAGCAGCUCAAUGGCUUGACGCCCAUCACUAUGAGCAUAAAGACUGGCACAGUGGAUGAGGACUCUUCAGGCUCUGAAUUUCUGUUUUUUAAUUUCCUCCAUUAACACGUGAGCCCCAGGGGCGUGCUUUGCUCAAACCUGCUCAUGACCAUGCUCAUGUGUUUGUUUCCCUCGUCCCGUCUCGCUUUGUGUUUUAUCACUGAGCAGGAGCGAUGAAACCUCAAUCUGACGCCACACGCACCAGACUCUUUUACUCUUGUGCUUUGGCCAGUCCGGGAGCCCAGGAUAGCUCUCAAACCGCAGCGAGGAAUGUUGUCUCCUUCAGCACAGCACAGCACAGGGAGCUGGAUCCACCAUAUGUAGUGCCAAAUGAAAACUGACCUGCUGUCACCCCUGCACCAAGGGAAUGGCAGGUCCCAGGAGGCGGACCUACUUGAACAGAUGCACUUUGGAUCAUUGUCAAAUGGACAGAAGCAGAAACACAAACUUGACCACCUCCAAGUCUUCAGGGAUUUUCUUGCUUUGUUGCCCAGUCUGGAACUACUGAAUGGCUGGAAUAUAUAUUUUUUGUUCUUCUGUAUCAAACUUGGGCUGGGGGAGCCACAGCAGCAACCAUGUGCCGGGGCCUCUGGAUAUGCAUUACAGUGCAGGUGUUUGCAUAUUUGACAAUGGGGCUGAGCUUGGAGGGGGUCAAUGUAUAUGGAGAUGGGCUGCCAUUAGGAGGGGGGGACACUGAGAAAUGUAGAUGCUAGGAUAAGGAGACAAAUCUGGAACGGGGCAGUUUCUGAAUGAUAUUAUUCUGGCAUCCUCCUACAAGCAGAGGAUUGCGAUUUUGAAUUACAGCUGGAGGUGCCAUGGGUAUGCAAGAGAGCUGCGUGAGAUCUGUGCUAAGCUCUGCUUAGGCAGGCCCACUUUGCCUCCCCUUUGUGUAUACUUGCCUAGGAGAUAGCUUUUGCUUCCCUCUGCAAUGUGUAUGUAUCAUAAGUGUGCUUUUCUCAGAUCCAUAAGCAUGGGCUUAAACACAUCUCCCAAAUCAGGCAUGCUUAAACCCUGUGCAGGCCAAUCUCUAGUGGUUUGGCACAUAGGAAAGAUAGCAACACAAAAUCUUGGCUUUGCCAUUACAAGAAAACAUAGAAUGGAGAAGGAAAUUAUCAUCCAAACAACUUUUCCUGGAGUCUGUGUAUGUAUUUUGUUGGCUGUUGCAUAGCAGGGGCCAGUAUCACUUAUGUUCUCUUUCUUAAUUUUAGUGUUUAAAGAAAUGAUAGGAUUAUUACAGAUACCCAGAGCCAUUUCCCCAGGAUGUCAGUCACCAUCGUACUACCUACGUCCAUGGACUGUACAGAUGUGAGCCAGCUGUGGAUCGUGUCCUUUUUCUAGCAAGUUGCUUACUCCACCCUCACUGCUUCAGUUUUCCCAGUGGAACCAGGGGUGUAGGACCCAAUCUAGGCCACUGGCAUCCAAGGGAAAUGCUUCUUCUCAGUCCACGAUAAAUGACCAACUGCUCAGUUGUGACCACCACCUCUCCAAGUUCAGCCUGCUGAUUCAGUGACUUGGCCCCACUGGGAUUGUGCCAAGAGGUAGCCCGUAGGUGUUGAGCACUGUAGGUGUGGCCUGCUGAGCUAUCAGUCCAUGCUGCAGUUAUUUUCAUAGAAAAUGACAAAAAGAAAGAAGUCCCACCUCCCGCUCCUCACAGCCAGUCAGCACCUGGUCCAUGUGCCACUGGCCUGGAAUAAGGAUGCUGCAUUGAUGUCUCCCAAUAGCGCCUGGCUUUCAUGCCAAUAGGGCGCUGCCUUUCUGCCUCAGAAGCCUUCAUUUUUCUACACUCAGCCAAGCCUGAUGCCUGCUCAUAUUGGGGAUUUUCAUGCUGGGUCCUUUUGGAAAGUACUUUUUUAUAAUGUUCCUUGGGAAAGAGAUCUUCUUUUCUUUUCUUUUUUCUGAUAAGGGAGCACGGGAAUAGGGUGGGCGGCUUGGGGAGGGGUGAAGGCACUGUUUAUUUUGAAAUGGUUGUUUUUUAAAAAAAAAAACUUGACCACUGCUGAAGGAUAUUCUAAUUUAAUGAGAUGAAAAUCCCCUCCGGGUUACAUCUUUAGCUUUGUAGCAAUGUUAAAGUCUCAUUAGCUGAGGCGCAAAUGGAAUGCGCUUUGCUGACUUAGUCAAGGUUUGCACAAUGAGGAGUAAAAUUGGGACUUGACUAUGGUCGUUGCCUCUGGAAAUCUUGGGCAUUGCCAUCCAGCCUUUGAUGGUAUCUGUCCUUGCCAGUUCCCUAACCCCUUUCUUGAAAUGUUUUAACAUAAUAGGGUGUGAUUCUUUUAAACCUGUAUAAUGUCAGCCUGGCACUUUAAUAGCGUCUAUUAAUAGCAUCUAUUUGCCACCUUAAAUGCUUAAGCAGACAGCAACAAAUCAGCUCCAGCUUCUUAAAAGCAAGGACUGGUCCAAUAUAGUUUUGCUUUCACUGCGCCUAGUGUUCCAGUGUGAGCUACUCAGUUGUAUCCCCAUUAAGUGAAAGGAGAAAAUGGGAUUCCUCCUCUCCUACCAUAUAUUGGAUCAUUUCCCACUGGGAAGUGUUUAGUGUCCUAAUGCCCCACAUCGAUCACUCAUCAAGAUCUUGUUAGUGUGCUGGUAAAGCAUAAAACUUGCAUAGCUUACAAGAACUGUACAUUUUCCUUGUGGUGUAAGGAAAACCCAUUAGCUCUCAGGUGUACCUCUGCAACCACUCAAAGACAGAACCUACUGUACCAUCUAGUCUGUUUUGUACAGCUGGGGGAAAGGAGCUGCUUUUGUCCUCUCAGACCACCAGUUCACUGACUGGAAGUCCAGGAAGGUGAAGGCUGCUUCUAGCUGUGCACUGCAAGCUUGAAUGGUGGCUGGGCACAGACCUGUGGGGAAUGGAGCUGCUAUCUGCUUCCUUCCAGAUGUCAUUAUAGAGCCAGGAAAAACCACCGUACAAAGAGGUACUGGGUAUUUUCUUGUGCAAUGUCUUCUAAAGUACUUAAGCUGGUAGCCCCUGGUUAGGCCAGUGUAAGUAAACAAGAGGAUCCCAACCAAUGUUUGCUGUUUGUCCCCAAUACAAAGUGGAUCAGGGACGUAGCCAGGGGGGAGUCCUUGGGGUCCGGACCCUCCCUUCCAUUAGAAAAAUGAAUGGUGCAAGCUGCUGUGUCGCCGUGCCCAAGCCCCAUUAUAAUGGUGGCACUUAGUCUGGACCCCCCCCUUCCUAAAAUCCUGGCUACAUCCCUGAGUGGAUACAUUUCUGAAAACAGUUACUGACUUUUCUCCCUUGCCCCACAACUCCCACGAUACAUUUACUGUACUACAGUUACUCUAGUGCUAAACAGGAGAUAAAGUAAACUGUGGACUUUUCUCCAUGGGAAGUCUUCUGCAUGACCCAUAGGUUAGUGCAAAGAAGCAUGUAAUGCUUUUAACUAGAAAAUGGGCCCCUCCCUUUGCCCCUAUCUAGCAAAUCAAAACAUCUAGAAAAUAAAACCACCCACUCUGAUCACUUUAGAACACAUGGAAAAUACAGCCAGUAGAGAAAUUAACAAGCUGAGGUAAACAGAGAAGCUUCCCUUCUCAAGUUUUGCAUUAUCACUUCUUACCAGAGGAGCAAAUAAGCUCUCCCCCCCCAAAAAAAGUGUCAGCAGAAGCCCACAAAUCCUGCAGCACUGAAUAAGUUUUUUAAAAAGGGAGGAUCAGAGGCUGCUGAACAAAGUCUUCCAUAAGCCCCUCCCUAGACAGACUGAAUUCCUGUUUUUCUCCAGCUAGCAUUUGCUGAAUAGUUUCUUUGCCAGGGUUCCAUUGUCAGCUAUGCAGCAGGUGAAACUUUUCCUAUCACUGGGGAAGACUUUUGUCUGCUCCAUUUUUGCUUUCAUAAAAAUAUUUAAAGUAUGAAAAAGUUGGCAAACUUUCCCUGCCCCAAUCCUUGCUGUACCUCUAAUUCUAAGGCUUUAGACUGCAACUCAAGUGCACACAAUAGCCUACAAUAACUUCCUAUGCAAGAGCUUUUCUCAUAUACAGAAACUAUUAACUGAAACAAACUGGAAAGCAGUAGUGAUUCAGAAUCAGCUCUCUGAAGCAGCUGUAACUUCCAGGAAGGAAAAACAACAACAACCUGUCUUCAGAAGAUUUUGUCCUCAAAGGAGGACAGAAUUGGAGAGGGUGAGAGUGCCCUUCCAUAAGUAUAAAUCAUCAGGAUGGUGUUAAACCUCAAGAUACCACAGGAUCAGGGAGGGAUGAACUCCUCUAGGAACUCCAUACCAGAGCUUGGCUUCUGCUCCACCCACUGCAACCAGUUUAUUGUUUUGAGUCCAUCUGCUGUCCAUAAAGAGCCAGUUAGCUGUUUCACCAGUGGUGAUGAUGUAUUUGGCAUGUCUGCAUUUUAAUUUAUUUUUAAUGUUUUUUUUUAAGUGUGUAUACAUAUAUUUAGUGGAGACUGUUUGUCCAAAGCUGUGCCAUCUUAGGGGAGGGGCUGGAACAAACCAGAGUCAAGGGAAAAAUCACCACCACCCAAGUCAGAUCCUGAAGUAAUUCGAGUGGCCUUCCUAAAGCCAGCACACUUGAGGGAUGUUGGAUUACAGCCAUCAGUCAGAGAUAAUGAGAGUUAUAGUCCAGCUGAUCUGGAAGAUACUAGGCUGGUGAUGAUGUAUUUAGAUGGAAUUUAAGCAGGAACAUGUGGAAAUAUAUGGGAACGAUCUGUAUUAUCUCUCAGUCUUCUAAAGCUGCCUGUUGCUUUGGCUGGGAAACAUAUAUCCUACCAACUGGAGUAGGAGUGUAAAAAAACAACAAACAUUUGGCUCCUAUAUCACUAAAUAAUACAUGGAAAAGGCAUCUGAAUAAACUGACACAUGCCCUGAAGGAGUAGUUAUGGUAGAUGCAGAAUUUAUCUGAACAGUAAACACCUGCCAACAUUGUCAAACGUGGACAUGUUAUUAUAGGCUCAGACCCCCUCUCUGUGAAUGUUUGUGUGGACUCAUCUCUAAAAUACGUAAGGGGUUAGUUUACAGCAGAGCUUAGCCACAACCAGGUAAGAUUGUCCCUUCUUUUGCUAGAUGGGUGUCAGCAUCACACAGCAGAGAAAUUCAAAAGGUAAAGAUCCCAACGCCACUCCAGCACUGAAUUUCCAGGAGAAGAUGCAUUUUUUGAAUUUCUACCUGAGGUCUGUUGAAAAUGCUGGAAACUUACUAGGGAAAGCACUUCUGAUUUUUCCUUGAGAAGCCAUUUUGGCAAGGAGCCGAGGUAAAGAGGAUAGGGAAAGAGACCUGGUGUAAAGUAAUCCUUGGGAGCGACAAAAUGUUUUGUUAACCACGGAUGUGAUGCUGGCUUUUCCCUUGGUACAAACUGUUGAAGUGUACAGGUAGGGUUGUUAAUGUAAAUACUAUAGGGUUCACCCCCUCUCCUAAAUAAUAAAACCAUAGUUCUGUG
Molecule: messenger RNA, 14427 nt
Organism: Sceloporus undulatus (fence lizard)
Lineage: Eukaryota; Metazoa; Chordata; Lepidosauria; Squamata; Phrynosomatidae
Gene: CELSR2
Product: cadherin EGF LAG seven-pass G-type receptor 2
Exons: 35
Coding region: 160-9117 (2985 amino acids)
Biological process (GO): G protein-coupled receptor signaling pathway; homophilic cell-cell adhesion; cell surface receptor signaling pathway
Cellular component (GO): plasma membrane
Molecular function (GO): G protein-coupled receptor activity; calcium ion binding
Source: RefSeq, a predicted model, not a curated record